CACCUGCUCGGUAGUACGCAUCCCGUACAGUACCUGCGUAGUAGCACACACCCUGUACAACACCUGCUUGGCAGUACCUACUUUGUACAACACCUGCUUGGCAGUACGUACUUCGUACAACACAUGCUCGGCAGUACGUACUUCGUACAACACCUGCUUGGCAGUACCUACUUUGUACAACACCUGCUUGGCAGUACGUACUUCGUACAGCACCUGCUCGGCAGUGUGUAUUUUGCACAACACCUGCUUGGCAGUCCACGCCCCAUACGACGCCUGCUCGGC
Volvox carteri f. nagariensis is the source of this 282-nucleotide messenger RNA. RefSeq lists its product as uncharacterized. The record is from RefSeq and is a predicted model, not a curated record. The transcript has a single exon. Lineage: Eukaryota; Viridiplantae; Chlorophyta; Chlorophyceae; Chlamydomonadales; Volvocaceae. The annotation marks the transcript as partial.